Aegilops tauschii subsp. strangulata is the source of this 3659-nucleotide messenger RNA. Its product is annotated as SCY1-like protein 2 A. The record is from RefSeq and is a predicted model, not a curated record. Gene Ontology annotation, molecular function: ATP binding; protein kinase activity. Gene Ontology annotation, biological process: protein phosphorylation. NCBI's taxonomy places the organism in Eukaryota, Viridiplantae, Streptophyta, Magnoliopsida, Poales, Poaceae.
CACAUGAGUCUCGUGCCCCCAAAAAAUGAUUGAAAUUAGAAAAUCAAUUAAGAAUACCCGUAAAUUACCAAACACGCGCUGCCACCGACCGAUCGAGCCACCGACCCCCAGAAGUUCCACCAAAAUUCCCCGUCGACCACAGCAGCGGAGGGGCUCCAGAUCUCGCCGGCGCGGGCACCGGCGGACGAGAUGUCGCUCAACAUGAAGACGCUGCAGCAGGCGCUGGCCAAGGCGUCGGCGGUGAUCGAGAAGACGGUGACCACCACGGUGCAGGAGGUCACGGGCCCGCGGCCGCUGCAGGACUACGAGCUGCUCGACCAGGCGGGCUCGGGCGGCCCGGGGCUCGCGUGGCGGAUCUACACGGCGCGGCCGCGGGACGCGGCGGCAUCCACGCCGUACCCCGUCGUCUCCGUUUGGGUGCUCGACAAGCGCGCGCUCUCCGAGGCGCGGGCGCGGGCCGGGCUCUCCAGGGCGGCGGAGGACGCGUUCCUCGACCUCGCACGCGCUGACGCCGCGCGCCUCGUGCGGCUGCGUCAUCCGGGUGUGCUCCACGUCGUGCAGGCGCUGGACGAGACCAAGGCCGCCAUGGCCAUGGUCACUGAGCCGCUCUUCGCCUCCGUCUCCAACGCGCUCGGGUGCCUCGACAACGUGGGCAAGGUGCCCAAGGAGCUCAAGGGCAUGGAAAUGGGGAUACUGGAGAUUAAACAUGGAUUGCUACAAGUUGCAGAGACGUUGGAUUUUCUCCAUAACAAUGCCCAUCUUGCACAUCGAGCUAUAUCACCUGAGACGGUCUUUAUAACUUCAAGUGGAUCUUGGAAGCUUGGAGGUUUUGGUUUUGCUCUUUCUGUUGACCAAGCCACAGGUGGUUUGGCAUCAUCGCAGCAAUUCCAUUAUUCGGACUACGAUGUCGAAGACACAGCUUUACCUCUUCAACCAUCUCUGAACUAUACUGCACCAGAAUUGGUUCGCAGUGGUGAUUCUAAAGUAGGCUCUACCUGUGACAUAUUCAGUUUUGGAUGCCUGGCUUACCACUUAGUUGCUCAUAGACCACUUCUGGAUUGCCAUAACAAUGUGAAAAUGUAUAUGAAUUCAUUGACAUAUUUAACAAGUGAAGCCUUUUCUAGUAUUCCUACUGAUCUGGUGGCUGAUUUGCGAAAUAUGCUAUCAGUUGAUGCAGCAUCACGCCCUAGUGCGAUGGCUUUCACAGGCUCUUCUUUCUUCCGGCAUGAUACAAGGUUGCGAGCUCUUCGUUUCCUUGACCAUUUGCUUGAGAGAGAUAAUAUGCAGAAGACAGAAUUUCUGAAAGCAUUAUCGGAUAUGUGGAAAGACUUUGAUUCCCGAGUUCUUCGAUAUAAAGUUCUUCCACCUCUUUGUGCCGAGCUACGCAACAUGGUCAUGCAGCAAAUGAUUUUGCCCAUGGUUCUGACAAUAGCAGAAUCACAGGAUAAAGAUGACUUUGAGCUGUCAACAUUGCCUGCUCUUGUUCCAGUAUUUACUUCAGCAUCAGGUGAAACUCUUCUUUUGCUUGUGAAGCGUGCCGAUCUCAUUAUUAGCAAGGCCACAAACGAACAUUUGAUAUCACAUAUCCUUCCUAUGCUGGUACGGGCUUAUGAUGAUACUGAUCCCCGUCUGCAGGAAGAAGUUUUGCGACGAACAGUAACACUGUCUCGACAACUUGACAUGAAGCUACUGAAACAGUCUGUGCUGCCACGCGUGCAUGGAUUAGCUUUGAAAACUACAGUUGCUGCGGUGCGAGUAAAUGCUUUGCGCUGUUUAGGAGAUCUUGUUCCAUCGUUGGAUAAAACAGGUAUAGUAGAGAUCUUGCAGACUCUUCGGCGUUGCACAGCUGUUGACCAUUCUGCCCCAACCCUUAUGUGCACCCUUGGAGUUGCUAAUGCGAUUUAUAAACAGUGUGGUGUUGAGUUUGCUGCGGAGCAUGUGGUUCCUCUAGUCUUCCCAUUGCUCACGGCACAACAACUGAAUGUACAGCAAUUUGCCAAGUAUAUCCUAUUUGUCAAGGAUAUCACAAGCAAGAUUGAAGAGAAGCGUGGUGUGACAGUUACGGAUAAUGGGCAUACAGAGGUAAAAGUAUCGCCUUCAAUCUCAAAUGGGAUUCAUUCUAAGCCAACUUCAGGAGGCCUGGGACAAACUGGACAAAUGCCAGCUGCAAAGAGCACUUCUUGGGAUGAAGACUGGGGCCCUACUAAGAAAACCAGUGCCCCGCCACUCUCUUUUGAUUCUAGUGCUCAAACAAAGCAACCCUCAAAAGACCCUUUUGAUUUCAGUACCCAAACAAACCAACCCUCAACACUUCCCUUCGAUCUUAGUACUCAAACGAAGCAGCCAUUGACAGUCACUCAGGUUGCAGCGUCUACAAUCCCGUCUGCACAACCACUUCCAUCUCUGCAAUCUCUUGCACCUAGUUCAGGACAUCAAACUUCCGGUUCAUGUGUUCCUGUUGACAUUGAGUGGCCUCCUAGAAUGAGCACAUCAUCUGACUUUAAUGCACCAUUCUCAGCUAACAAGGAUAGUAAAUCUGGAGGGCUGUCUAACGAUGGGGUUGAUGAUGUUGAUCCUUUUGCCGACUGGCCCCCCAAACCAAGCAGUGCAGCCAGCAUUUCAGCAGUGGAGCGCCUGCCAAGCACAAAUCAAAGUAUUUCUGGGUUGAAUACAGGGAACAUGGGGUUUGGUGGUGGCAGUACUUCGCUUGGACAAAUGAAAACAAACCAGGUGAGCUGGUCAGCGAAACCAAACAAUACAAAUAUAAUGGGCAUGAAUUCAACUGCCAGCUAUUUGAACCAAGGCAACUCAUCUCUGGGAUAUGGAAAUCCAAUUGGAGGACCAAGCUCAGGUCUCUCCAAUGCAGCUAGUUCCAUUGCAGGCCAGAGCAUCAGGCAACCAAAAUCUGAUUUUGGUUCACUAUCACAGUUAUCCAGUGGCACACAGGGCCCACCCAGGCUUGCCCCUCCUCCAUCUGCUGCUGUUGGAAGAGGGCGUGGUAGAAAUCAAGGGCAGUCAGCCCUCUCCCGAGCAUCACGGACUCCCAAUUCCAAUGUUUCAUCAGAGCAGCCACCUUUUCUUGAUUUACUGUAGCAAAUACAGGGGAGUCCAUGUUCUUCGUUCUGCAGACGGCACUGGAUAGCUCACAUCGUUCAAGCCUUGUAUAUGAUGAGCAUUACACUUUCCUGAAACAUGGUUGCAGGCGAUAGUGCAUUUUCUUGUCAGUGGAAACUGGGUUGCCUUUGUUGUUAGCCCCAAGGAAGCUGCUUCAGGAAAGAGCCUUCCUGAGGUUAGAGAAUGUAUUCUUGCUUGGAGUUUUCUCGAUUUCAGCAUCUUUGGGGUGGUGAGGCAGCAUUAAUUUUAUUUGUGUAUAUCUUUGUCCAGGCUCUGCUGUAAUGUCUAGAGUUCACAAAUGGUUGUGGUGAUGUGAAAUUUUGAAUGUUGAGAAUGUACCACCAGAAUCUGAUGGGCCUCGUGAAAGUGGAAACCCUACACGAAUGUAUUCAUUUAUGCCGGGUAGGGCCCAUGUCGUGUAAUUGCCAAAUUUGGGCCCAUCUGUACCUCUGCCUGGAAAAUGUGUGUGGAGACACUUGUUAAAUGCUCCACUAGUUUCUUGUAUUGUGAUUAUUACUGUCGAAGUAAAUAUGCUUAUUUUCGCA